CACGAUGGGAGCCUCUGCAGCCGCUGCCGGGGUUCCCGGAGAUUGCAUUUCCCUGUUUGCUCUGCCUGUGGCAUGUGUCAUCUCCACCUGCACCUGCUACCCAUAUCCGGCUAUUUACGGCAGAUGUAGUUACCAGGAUCGGAGAUUUCACAGCGAUCCACAAGCCGUACCUAAUGAUGCCCGAUGUUCAGAUCUCUCCGUGGCAACAGCAGCCAGGCAAAGUUCUCCAGGAGAGAGAACCAGGAGAGUGCGUGUGUUUAUAUACACACUGGGUGACAUAUUUCAAGGAAUUGGCGCAUGUGAUGUGGGGCUGGCAAGUCCGGAUCCGCGUGGCAGGCUGGAGACGCAGCAGGGGCUGGCGUUGCUGUCUGGAGGCAGAAUUCCUCCUUCUCCGGAAGCCCCCCUGUCUGCCCUGGAGGCCUUCCCGGCCUGGGCGCACCCCACCCCCGGGCCCUUGAGGUGGUCACUGAUGCAGAGGGGCCGACUGUGGAUGGUGAUGGGUCUGCAAACGGCUCCCCAGCAACCCCCAGACUGGUGUCGGCUCGACCUGCGGGCACCGGAGCCGGCCAAGAGGACACGCAGAGCAGGCUGCCCGCCCGUCCUGUGGUCUACGCCGUCAGCCAGUGACGCGGAGGCCUCUCCUUCACGCGGCACGUCCCUGGGCGCCGGGAGCCUUUGAUUGGGACCAGAGCCCCAAAAAGUUGAUUCUGACAGGUUUUGCCAGCUACCUAUUGGUGUGGUGGAGGGACGGAUCUUUGGAGCUCCCAUGCUGUGAUUUUGGGGCUGUCACACCUGAGCGUUUUCUUAGAACUUGCAAGAAACGAGAAAGGCCACGUGCUGGGGAGGAAACUGCCCAGUGGCCACGGGCCAGGCCUGGGGUUGGACAUCGGGCUCUGACACUUGCUCUCUUUGAUCCCCAGCU
Molecule: messenger RNA, 922 nt
Organism: Choloepus didactylus (southern two-toed sloth)
Lineage: Eukaryota; Metazoa; Chordata; Mammalia; Pilosa; Megalonychidae
Exons: 3
Coding region: 5-679 (224 amino acids)
Source: RefSeq, a predicted model, not a curated record